This is a messenger RNA of Alternaria postmessia, 1320 nucleotides long. RefSeq lists its product as uncharacterized. The record is from RefSeq and is a predicted model, not a curated record. Bases 1 to 1320 code for a protein of 439 amino acids. Gene Ontology annotation, biological process: transmembrane transport; amino acid transport. Gene Ontology annotation, cellular component: membrane. Gene Ontology annotation, molecular function: transmembrane transporter activity. Lineage: Eukaryota; Fungi; Ascomycota; Dothideomycetes; Pleosporales; Pleosporaceae. The transcript has 5 exons.
AUGGAUAUGGAAAAGAAGUCUUCUGAGAAGUCAAGACCGGAAGUCGACCAGGCCACGGGCGACGUGGGCGAAGUCUUGAAUGCUUCGGGUCACAAGCAGGAACUGGAGCGCAAUUUCAGCCUGUUGAGCAUUUGCGCAAUUGGUAUCACUACAGGAAAUGUUUGGGCGGCGUUGGGAGGAUCUAUUGUCAUCGCGCUCUACAAUGGCGGCCCGGCAGGUGUCAUUUACGAAUUCAUUGCUGUCGCAUGCUGUUACUUCAUGAUAGCGGCUUGUAUUGCCGAGAUGGCUUCUGCUAUCCCUUCGUCGUCGGGUGUUUACCACUGGGCUAGUGUGACAGCAGGAGCGCGGUUUGGUAAAGUCAUCGGCUUUUACGCAGGAUGGUGGAACGCUCUGGGUUGGAUCUUCGGAACUGCGUCAAUAUCCUCCAUCCUCGCCAACCAGGUCAUCUCCAUGUACGGCCUCUUCCACCCUGGCUAUGCCUUCGAACGCUGGCACGUUUUCAUCGUCUACCUCAUUAUCACUUGGAUCGCCUGCUUCAUUGUCAUGUUUGCCAAUCGCGCCUUACCCAAACUCACAAACAUUGGUCUGUUCUUUAUCCUAAUGGGCGUCUUCAUCACCAUCAUGGUAUGCGCCAUCAUGCCUAGCAGAAGCGGCAAGGGAUAUGCAAGCAACGAGUUUGUGUGGCGCGACUGGCAGAAUCAGGCAGGUUGGAGUAGCGACGGCUUUGUGUUUUGCGCUGGCAUGCUGAACGGGGCUUUCGCUGUGGGGACGCCCGACUGCGUCUCCCAUCUCGCGGAGGAACUCCCCCGCCCCCGAACCAACAUCCCCAAAGCCAUCCUCGCCCAAUACACCGUCGGCUUCAUAACCGCCUUCCUCUACCUCAUAACAAUCUUCUACUCUGUAAACGACCUCGACUCCCUCUUCACAAACCCUUGGCCCUUCCCCCUCGCCGAACUCUACCGCCAAGCUACAAACUCCCACGGCGGCUCCCUUGGCCUCUUACUCGUAAUCUUCAUCCCAACAUUCUGUACAAACAUCGGUUGCUACAUAACCUCCGGCCGCAUGCUAUGGACCCUAGGCCGAGACGACGCAACUCCAUUCCCCCGCUGGGUCGGCAAAAUCGACAAGAAGUGGGAAAACCCGUUCAACGCGACCUUGGCGUGUGGUGUCAUCAACACGAUCCUGGGUUGCAUCUACAUUGGUUCGUCGACUGCCUUCUCCGCCUUUGUCGGCUCCUUCAUCGUGCUGUCGUCAAUGUCGUACCUCGCGUUCAUUCUGCCCAACAUCUUGACUCGCCGCCGCCACGUUAUCAAAGCGUAG